Molecule: messenger RNA, 2638 nt
Organism: Musa acuminata subsp. malaccensis (wild Malaysian banana)
Lineage: Eukaryota; Viridiplantae; Streptophyta; Magnoliopsida; Zingiberales; Musaceae
Product: DEAD-box ATP-dependent RNA helicase 24
Molecular function (GO): RNA binding; RNA helicase activity; ATP binding
Source: RefSeq, a predicted model, not a curated record
CCAAUCCUUAACCGGUCUAAUUGGUCGGUGGCCUCUCCGCUCGCCGCCUCUGUUCUCGCUUUCGUUAGCUUUCUUCUCGAUCCCAAACUCCAACUCUAAUUAGGGCUUCUCCACCUCGCCCUCCAUUCACCGGAGUUCGACUCAAGCCCCAGUCAUUCGAUUCUACCUCUCCACGAUCUCGCGACCGACAUGUCGAAGAGGAAGUUUGGCUUCGAGGGGUUCGGCAUCAACCGCCCCGCCACCUACAACUUCGAGCGCGCGUCGGCACCGCAGCGUCUCUACGUCCCCCCUUCGUCCCGUGUCGGUGGACACGACAACCACGAGGACGCUGACCUUGACAACAUUGAGUACGACCAGUCUGACGCCCCCGACCAGUCGCCCCCUAACGGAGGCGAUGGCGCCGGCGACGGAGACGGCGAGAUCGACCCCCUCGAUGCAUUCAUGGAGGGCAUUCAGGAGGAGAUCCGCGCGCCUCCGCCGGGCACCGCGAAGCCCAAGGAUAAGGGCGAUAAGUACAACGAGGAGGACGAUGAUGAUCCCGUCGAGAGCUUCUUGCGGUCGAAGAAGGACGCAGGAUUGACUCUGGCAUCGGAGGUUCUUCACGCUGGGUAUGAGUCGGACGAGGAGGUGUAUGCGGCAGCGAAGGCGGUGGAUGCAGGGAUGAUUGAGUAUGACUCGGAUGACAAUCCCAUUGUCGUGGAUAAGAGGAAGAUUGAGCCGAUUCCGGCACUGGACCAUAGCAGUAUAGACUAUGAGCCUUUUAACAAGGACUUUUACGAGGAGAAACCCUCAAUAUCAGGAAUGAGUGAUCAAGAUGUCACUGAAUAUCGGAAAAGUUUAGCUAUACGUGUCUCAGGUUUUGAUGUGCCGAAGCCAAUCAAACUCUUUGAAGAUUGUGGGUUUCCUACUGCAUUAAUGGGUGCGAUAACAAAGCAGGGCUAUGAGAAGCCAACAACAAUACAAUGUCAGGCUCUGCCCAUUGUACUUUCUGGUAUAGACAUUAUUGGCAUUGCAAAAACAGGUUCUGGUAAAACUGCUGCUUUUGUUCUUCCUAUGAUUGUCCAUAUUCUGGAUCAGCCUGAACUUGACAAAGGCGAGGGUCCUAUAGGCGUAAUAUGUGCUCCUACAAGGGAGUUAGCACAUCAAAUAUUUCUAGAAACUAAGAAGUUUGCCAAACCUUACGGAAUAUGCGUUGCUGCUGUGUAUGGUGGAGUGUCCAAACUUGAUCAGUUCAAAGAACUUAAGGCAGGUUGUGAAAUAGUUGUUGCCACCCCGGGGAGACUGAUAGACUUGCUGAAGAUGAAGGCUGUUACAAUGGUUAGGGCAACUUAUCUUGUACUAGAUGAAGCUGAUCGGAUGUUUGAUCUUGGCUUUGAGCCACAGAUACGAUCUAUUGUUGGUCAAAUUAGACCAGAUCGACAGACUUUACUUUUCUCGGCGACUAUGCCGUACAAAGUUGAACGUUUAGCAAGAGAAAUUCUCUCCGAUCCUUCAAGGGUUACAGUUGGUGAGGUGGGAAUGGCCAAUGAGGACAUUACUCAAGUUGUUAAUGUAAUUCCUUCUGAUGCUGAGAAGAUGCCUUGGCUUCUUGAGAGGCUACCUGGAAUGGUUGAUGAUGGGGAUGUUCUUGUAUUUGCCUCGAAGAAGACUACAGUGGAUGAGAUUGAAGGUCAGUUGAUUCAGAAAGGAUUUAAAGUUGCAGCACUUCAUGGGGAUAAGGACCAGGCCUCCCGCAUGGACAUUUUACAAAAGUUCAAAUCAGGCAUUUAUCAUGUCCUUGUUGCAACUGACGUGGCUGCCCGUGGACUUGACAUAAAGUCAAUUAAAUCGGUUGUUAACUUUGAUAUUGCUAGAGAUAUGGAUAUGCAUGUCCAUCGGAUUGGUAGAACAGGCCGUGCUGGGGAUAAAGAUGGGACCGCAUACACACUUAUCACACAAAAGGAAGCACGUUUUGCAGGUGAAUUAGUCAACAGCUUGAUUGCUGCUGGUCAAGAUGUCCCUACAGAGUUGAUGGAUCUUGCUAUGAAGGAUGGGAGGUUCAGGGCCAAACGUGAUGCAAGAAAAGGAUCUGGUGGAAAGAGAGGGGCAGGCAGAGGAAAAGGUGGCAGCGGAAGUGGGCGAGGUGUGCGUGGUGUUGAUUAUGGACUUGGCAUUGGUUACAAUCCUGAGUCAGCAAAUGCGGCACCAUCUCAUUCUGUUCAGAGUCGGUCAGCUGCUGUCAAUUCAUUGAAAACCGGAAUGAUGGCACAAUUCAAAAGCAAUUUUGUUGCUGCCUCUUCUAAUUCUAAGGUUCCUAUAUCCUCUAGCACAAAACCAGCUUUACGGGGCUUUGUUUCUGGCGGUUCAAUUGGUGGAGAGGCAUUUAAAGCACAGUCAGUAGCCGUUCCUGCCUUUGGCGAUGAAGGAAGCAGAAUAGUGAAUGGGAAUCAGAAAGGCUCUGAAAGUUCUCGAGAUAGACCCAGAGAAAGAAAGCGGCCUUCCGGGUGGGAUCAUUGAGCUUUUGUUUAAGUCUUUCCAAUGUAUCGGUAAACAUUGUGCUGUAAAUUGUUAAUCUGGUCAUGCGAUGGCAUGAUUAAUUGAUACCUAAUGCGUUUAAAUGUACUUGCUUCUGCAAUUAUCAAGAUUAAUUUUUCAGCCA